This is a messenger RNA of Medioppia subpectinata, 848 nucleotides long. The record is from the annotation of a GenBank genome assembly. NCBI's taxonomy places the organism in Eukaryota, Metazoa, Arthropoda, Arachnida, Sarcoptiformes, Oppiidae.
AGAUCUAAUUGUCUUUUAAUUGUAUCAAACGUUUAGAUAAUUGUAUUUCUGGCGAAAAUGAUCAACAAUUGAAUGAACGCAAAAUGAAUUCAUGGCUUAAGAUCGAUGGCAUGACAUGUAAUUCAUGUGUCCAUAACAUCGAGACAACGGUUCACACCAUCGAUGGUGUACUUAAUAUAGAGAUCUAUUUAGAAGAUGGCAAAGCCUUCCUCACGUACGACCCGACCCUCACUUCGGAUCAGAUUAUCGCCAAACGUAUCGAUGAUAUGGGCUUUGACUGCAGUGUCGACGACACUGUCGACCACCACUCAAACGACUUAAUUGAAGCCAAGGAUCAAAUGUUAAGCGCGUGGCUCGAGAUCUUAGGCAUGACGUGCAUGUCUUGCGUGAAUAAUAUCAAAUCAGUGGUUCAGCCCAUGAGUGGUGUCCAUAGUAUCGAAAUCUAUUUGAAAGACAACGAAGCGUUUGUUCAGUUUGACCGCCAAUUAGUGUCGGCCCAAGAGAUAGCCAAACGUAUCGACGACAUGGGCUUUGACUGUAAAGUGAUGGACAACAGACACGAGACUCGACGAGACAGUGAACUCAACAGUCUCUUCGCCGUUCAAACGCCGAUCGCUGAGUCGCCCAAAAGAGUAGUCAAUAAUAGCGUCGAUCAUAUGGUUUACAAACGACCCGAUAGUGUGUCGAAACUGAAAUAUUCGGACACAAUUGCCGUCGAUUUGACCGAUUUGGAGAAGUGUGUGCUCAACGUGUCGGGCAUGACCUGCGCCUCGUGUGUGGCCAACAUUGAGCGCAAUUUAGGCAAAGUGGAGGGCAUUCACGGCGUUUUGGUGGCCCUCUUGAGCCAA